UGGAAAUGCCACAGCGGCCAUCUUGCUGCACCCAAUUUUCAUAGGAAGAACUUGCUGUUGCCAGAUUAAAGAGAACAGGAUGAAUGUACACCUGCCUUAUUCACACUGAAUGUUGCGGAAACGUUUUUCACCAUCAGGAGUUGUUGUUUAUGAUGAGAUCCUUCGGUUCUUUUCCAGUUGUGAAGUUUGCCAUGAGGCCCACCCACAAGACAAGCUUACUUCUAGGCCAUAGAAUCCAGGUUUUUCAAUUAAGGACUCACAGUUCGGCUGCUAAAUUGCCUGAUGUUCAACCCCCACAUGAAGACACAGAUACCAGCCCAAUACAGAGAUUUAAGGAAGUGGGAAAAACUGUAGGCAAAACUGUUGUGCAGCAAGUCUCUGCGACAGCCAAAAAGUGGUGGGACCGGUACGAAGAGUUUGUGGGACUGGUGGAGAUUCGAGAUGCCCAAGGGAAUGUAGCUGAGGCAGAGAAGGAUUUCAUGGUUGCCCGUGGCAUAGUAAGAGAAGCUCGUGAAAAUGUGGAGUCCCAGCAGCUCAAACUGAAGGAAGUGCGUGAUCGUUUGGAUAGAGUUUCCCGAGAAGAUGUGCAGUAUUUGGAGCUGGCAACUCUAGAACACAAAUUGCUACAGGAAGAAAAGCGUCUGAGAACCUCCUAUGUCAAUGCAGAAGAGGGUGAACGGGAAAAAUUUGCACUCUUUUCUGCCUCUGUGAGAGAGAGUCAUGAGAAAGAACGGACCAGGGCAGAGAGAACUAAGAAUUGGUCUGUUAUUGGGUCUGUAUUAGGUGCUGUUAUUGGCGUCAUGGGAUCAACUUACAUUAACAGGGUCAGGCUGCAAGAGUUAAAGAAUUUACUUCUAGAAGCACAGAAGGGACCAAUUAGUUUGCAGCAGGCCAUCCACGAGCAUGCCUCUAUACAGGAAUCCCAGCAAAAGGACCUUGGUGAUCUUAUUGUAGUUUUGAAAAAUAUGGUGUCCUCUACCUCUGUGCCAACACAAGACUUGAAUGCAGAACUUUCUGAUAAGCAGGCUGGAGCUGGUAUUGCUGUGGAUGCAAUUUUAAAGGCAGUGAAAGAACACAUGGCUUACACAAAGGAAUCUGGAAAAUACCUGGAGAGCUUGCAGCACAAUUAUACCCACCUAGAAAAGGUGGUUGACAGGGUUGCAAACGAUCUACACAAUGUAAAGUCAAAGGUUAAUGCUCAACCAGUGGAAAGGACCAUUCUUUCAUCUACUCAGAACAAUGAGAACCAGGGAGACCAAAUACAUAAUAUGAUUCUAGAAUUAGCGGAGACUGAGCAGAGGCUGGAAACGCACAUCAACCGAAAUUCAAUUUACAGCACAGCUUUAACAUGUACUGUAUUUGCAUUGACUAUGCCCCUAUUGUACAUUUUAUUAAAAGGAAACUAGGCAUCAAUAUAAAAUCUUAAAUUAGCCAAUAAAA
Molecule: messenger RNA, 1440 nt
Organism: Pelobates fuscus (common spadefoot toad)
Lineage: Eukaryota; Metazoa; Chordata; Amphibia; Anura; Pelobatidae
Gene: CCDC51
Product: coiled-coil domain containing 51
Exons: 5
Coding region: 84-1406 (440 amino acids)
Source: RefSeq, a predicted model, not a curated record